Messenger RNA from Chara braunii, 3798 nucleotides. Lineage: Eukaryota; Viridiplantae; Streptophyta; Charophyceae; Charales; Characeae. The record is from the annotation of a GenBank genome assembly.
UGCAAGUGGGCCGUUAAGGCACACGGGGAUGUGGGCAGCUACCGCUCAACCACCAUCAACGUGGGCAGUCUUAUACAUUGUUGGUGUUGGUGGUGUUGGUGGUGUUGGUGUUGUUGGUGGUGUUCGUGUUGGUGUUGGUGGUGUUGUUGGUGUUGGUGUUGGUGUUGGUGGUGGUGGUGGUGGUGGUGUUGGUGUUGGUGUUGUUGGUGUUGUUGGUGUUGGUGUUGGUGGUGUUGGUGUUGGUGUUGGUGUUGGUGGUGCUGCUGUCGGUGGUGCUGUUGUUGUUGGUGCUGCUGUUGUUGUUGUUGGUGCUGCUGUUGUUGUUGUUGAUGGUGCUGCUGCUGGUGCUGCUGCUGGUGCUGGUGCUGCUGCUGCUGCUGCUGCUGUUGCGGCUGCUGCUGCUGCUGCUGUCGCUGCUGCUGCUGCUGCUGCUGUCGCUGCUGCUGCUGCUGCUGCUGUUGCUGCUGCUGCUGCUGCUGCUGUCGCUGCUGCUGCUGCUGCUGCUGUCGCUGCUGCUGCUGCUGCUGCUGUUGCUGCUGCUGCUGCUGCUGUUGCUGCUGCUGUUGCUGUUGCUGCUGCUGCUGUCGCCGCUGCUGCUGCUGCUGUCGCCGCUGCUGCUGCUGCUGCUGCCGCUGCUGCUGCUGCCGCUGCCGCGGCUGCUGCGGCUGCUGCUGCGGCUGCUGCGGCUGCUGCUGCGGCUGUUGUCGCUGCUGCUGCUGCUGCUGCUUCUGCUGCUGCUGCUGCUGCUGCGGCUGCUGCGGCGGCGGCGGCUGCUGCUGCUGCUGCUGCUGCGGUUGUGGCUGCUGCUGCUGCUGCUGCCGCGGCUGCGGCUGCCGCUGCGGCUGUUGCGGCUGCCACUGCGGCGGUGGCGGCGGCUGCGACUGCUGCGGCGGCGGCGGCUGCGGCUGCUCCUGCGGCGGGCGGCGGCGGCCGCGGCUGCUGGUGCUGCUGCCGCUGCCACGGCCGCGGCUUCCGCUGCCGCUGCUGCGGCUGCGGCUGCUGCUGCCGCUGCUGCUGCUGUAAAGCUGUUUUGAUUUUGGAUAUGCUCAUCUUAGUGUGCUUCAUGUUCUUUGCUAUAGAGGUGUGCGUGAGAUUUCGGCCGCAGAACGGGAAGGAGGUCGCCAAAGGUGGUAGGGACUGCGUUUGGCCAGCAAAAGGGCUCGAAUCUUCUGAAGGAAAUGAAUGCUUUACAUUCAAGGAUGAAAAAGCAGGCGAGUCGUCGUUCACUUUUGACCAAGUCUUUUAUGCACAGGCUUUGCAGGCAACAGUGUUUGAUUAUGUUGCGUUCCCGGUUGUCCAAGACGUGAUGAAGGGUGUAAAUGGGACUAUUCUGGCAUACGGCCAGACCGCGGCAGGAAAGACCCACACAAUGGAAGGUCCAGGGAUGCUCAUGGACGACCCCAAGCUGAAGGGAAUUCUGCCGAGAGUUGCGCGAGCAAUUUUCGAAUGCAUACACAACGCGGACGAUUGCAUCGAGUUCCUUGUGAAGCUGAGUAUGGUCGAGAUCUACAUGGAGCGUAUAAGGGACCUAUUCGACACGAGGAGAGACAACCUUCAAGUGAAAGAGGAUAAAGUGCGUGGAAUCUUUGUGGCGGGAGCCACAGAGACGUACGUCCAAAGCGCGGAGGAAAUGCUCCAGCUUUUGCAGGUAGGCGUGAGAAAUCGUGCAGUGGGAGCAACUUCAAUGAACGCAGGAAGCAGUCGCAGCCAUUGCAUUUUCAUCUUAACCGUUCAGCAAACAAACACGGACGAUUGCAGUGUGAAAACUGGCAAACUUUAUCUUGCGGAUCUUGCGGGCUCCGAGAAGGUCGAAAAAACGGGAGCGGAGGGACUACUUCUGAAUGAAGCGAAGACGAUCAACAAGUCGCUCUCGUCCCUGGGCAUUGUCAUCAACAAUCUUGCGGAUGGCAAGGCAUCGCAUGUUCCGUACAGAGAUUCUAAGCUCACGCGAGUGUUGCAAGAGUCCCUGGGUGGAAAUUCGCGCACUACAUUGCUCUGCUGCUGCUCGCCAAGCAGUCUCAAUGCGGCGGAGACACUCUCUACACUUCGCUUCGGGAUGAGAGCAAAGCAAAUAAAAAACAAGCCAAAGGUAAAUGCAGAACGGGGACAGCACGAGCUCGAGCAACUGCUGCAGAAGGCGCAACAGGAGAACCACGUGAUCCGCCAGCAGUUACAAAAGCUUCGUUUGGAGAAUGAGAAGCUGUCAGGCCAAGUAUACAUUUUGACGCAGAAGCUAAGCACGGAGGACGGCGGGGAUGACGAUAGUGCGGCUGCUGCUGCAGGUAAUGAAGUUGUAUCGGCGAAACACACACCGGAACCUGUUGCAUGCGACACUGCCGAGAACCUGCUUUUGAGUGUGAGAUCGAGUGCUGCCACUGGACUUGAAGGCCCGCGAGCUGUGAAUGAGACCCAUGGGGCCAUGGCAGGUUCGUCGGUAGCUGUCACGGUUACUGACCAGGACGACGGGUCAUCGUGCCUGAAUCCGAACCGUCACGGCAUGCAGCCAAAGUCGCUCAGUGAUGCAUUGGCAUUGGAGUCCGAGCUGGGUACGACGCCUGUUGUCGACGACCGAAAAGGAGUUGUGGGUGGUGCUACGCCUAUUUUUCAAAACCAAAAUGCGGUUAUGCAGUGGGUUUUGGCGAAGUGCAUCAAAGCGAUCAAGCAGAGGCUGGCAGAGGAAGGAGUUGUGCUGCCAAGGAGCGAACUUGAAAUGGAUGAGACACCAGUGGGCAAACCAGACGCCUUGGGGGACUUCCUCCGUCUCUUGCAGAGCCCUUGCGGUGGUCCAUCGUUGCCGAUCUCCCCAGGCAGGAGCAAAUCGGGGGGCGCUGGUUCAGGCAGCAGAGGGUGGCAAGGAAGCAUGGAAAAAGUAGGCGAGGGGAAGGAAUUUGAAAGCUCCAAAGAAAGUAAGAAAGACGGAGAAGGCGCACUAUUGCAAAUGGACAACGGAAAUGGGCAAAGUACAGGUUCAGGGUGUGGGGAUCACUCGUUCGCGUUUACCCGUAUGAAGAGAUCCCUCGCUUUCCUCGAUAGGAACAUCGACCUCUUAUCGAAAAAUCUCCACUUCCAAUUGGAGAGCCGGCGGUCCCAAGUACAACCUGAAGGGGACAGUGAUGGUGACCUGGUUGGUCCCAAAGAUGGGGAAUGGGAAUAUGCAGAGAGGGAAUACGACAGAAAGAGAUCGAGUUCCGCGCACGAUAUUCAGCAUGUCUCGAGACCCAGAAUUCUGAAGCCAGUCCGUGGCGGAACUCUGGCAGUAGCCCCCGAGGCACAAGCCCAUCAUGACGCUGGCACUGUGGCCUCCUGCAAGUCAAGAAUCUGGUCAGGGAUAUGGGCAAUAUGGAGAAGAGCGCCACCAAAAAAAAAAUCAGCACCAAGGUGUCCCACGGACGAAGGAGAUUCUGACUUCUCUCUUGUAAAGUCAAUAUCCUUCCUUGAGUCUUUUAUGGCAAAUUUUGAAGGCAGUGUGCAUCGAGUUUGAAAUUUCGGAAUCUGAAUUCUGAACUUUUCCUUUCUCACUUCGGGACGGCACACAUGGUGGUUGGGGGGUUGGGUUUCGUGCGGCUAUUUUUGUUUGGGGGGGGGGGGGGGGGGGGGGGGGGGGGGGCGGCGUAUUGAACAUUUCCCUUUUUUUUUUCUUUUUCCUUUUUUGGACACUUAAACCACCACUACCUUUGUCACUGGACAAGUUGUAAAAGUAACCUAGUCCGGAAAAUUUGGCGGCGGAUGGUCGCUGAUAUUUUCCAUCGACAGCUCCCGGCCUUCGCAUUCGAAUUUAGAGGCCCGCCACCGAGACGU